Phaeodactylum tricornutum CCAP 1055/1 is the source of this 1347-nucleotide messenger RNA. RefSeq lists its product with no specific name. NCBI's taxonomy places the organism in Eukaryota, Bacillariophyta, Bacillariophyceae, Surirellales, Neidiaceae. The record is from RefSeq and is a predicted model, not a curated record. Gene Ontology annotation, molecular function: pyridoxal phosphate binding. Bases 1 to 1347 code for a protein of 448 amino acids. The transcript has a single exon. Gene Ontology annotation, biological process: biosynthetic process.
AUGCGAAAGGCUCUGGAGCGGCGCAUACAGACCGGAAAACUAAGACAGCUUCCCUCCCUUGGUACUUUCACAAACGAUUCUACGAAGCAUGCGUUGCCCACAGGGAAAGUGGUUGAUUUUUCUAGCAACGACUAUCUGGGAUUGGCGCACAGUACGACUCAACACAAGCUGGUUCAAAGGACUUACAACGACCUCUUCGCAGAACGACCACACGACGAAACCGAAGCGCCCUACGCAACACGGGCCGUACUCGGCGCAACCGGAUCGCGAUUACUAUCCGGUGAUAGUGGUAUGUUUCAUGAUCUCGAGUCAAAAUUGGCUCUACUGCACCGUCGAGAAGCCGCACUAUUGUGUAAUUCGGGAUACGAUGCCAACCUGACCAUGGUGUCCUGUUUGCCAUGUCGCAUCAUUGUCUAUGAUGAAUACAUUCAUAACUCACUGCAUAUGGGGAUUCGCUUGUGGCAACAACAGUCAUUGACAAACAGUGCGGCAGACCAACAAAGCACUUUGCGUAAACAAACGUUUUCCUUUCGUCACAACAAUGUCGAAGAUUUGCGAAGCGUUUUGGACUCGAUUGUACAAGAUGCUCCUGAAAUCGUCAUUUUAGCUGAAAGCGUCUACAGUAUGGACGGUGAUGUCGCGCCGCUACACUCCUUGCUUGAUGUGGCCUUAGAGUGCAAUGCCAGUGUCGUCGUAGACGAAGCACACGGUUUGGGUGUUUUCGGUUUUCGGGGCUUGGGUGUACUAUCGAAGGAACAUCAAACACUCAACAGCCACCCUGCGUUACUUGCUUCCAUCUAUACCUUCGGAAAGGCUGCUGGUUGUCAUGGGGCUGUUAUCUGUGGCAGUACAAUCUUGAAAUCUUACCUUUUAAACUUUGGAUACCCUGUAAUUUAUUCCACAUCCUUGCCGAUGCAUUCGCUCGUAUCCAUCGAUUGCGCCUACGACACGAUGGCGAGUACUCGCGGCGAUUCGUUGCGCACUCAUCUAUUUCAACUGGUGCAGGUGUUUCGAUCACUGCUGUUAUCGGCACUGAAUCUUCAUGGAGCCUCUCGCACCGACCUUGCUUUGUCACCGUCAACAUCACCAAUCCAGGCGUUGCUUAUUCCAGGCAACGCGACUUGUGCCGCCAUAUGCGACACCGUUCACCAGCUGUCACGUCAGCAGUUGCGUUUGUAUCCCAUCAAGUCUCCGACCGUGCCAGUCGGUCAAGAGCGUAUUCGUAUCGUUUUACACUCACACAAUUGCACUUCAGAAGUGCAGUGGUUGGUACAACUUCUGACUCAAGCUCUGCAAUCGCAUGGCUUGUUGAAGACAGGUCCCAGCUCUAUACUCGCUAAGCUAUAG